Messenger RNA from Cyprinodon variegatus (sheepshead minnow), 2976 nucleotides. RefSeq names its product ankyrin repeat domain-containing protein SOWAHC-like (gene sowahca). Gene Ontology annotation, molecular function: protein binding. The transcript has 4 exons. The coding region runs from base 137 to 1708 and encodes 523 amino acids. Lineage: Eukaryota; Metazoa; Chordata; Actinopteri; Cyprinodontiformes; Cyprinodontidae. The record is from RefSeq and is a predicted model, not a curated record.
AGCAAACGAAAGAAGGCAGGGGAAGGGAUGCUGUCAUCCGCUGAUUCCAUCGAGGAACCCAGUGAGAACAUGUGUUUAUUUGGGAAAUCUGUAAUGCCGCUUAUCCAUCCAUAACUGCUGUCACCCGGAGGCGUUCAUGAGGAUGAUGGCGUCCCAACGGUGCACGGAGAAAGCCGUGCACGAGUUCCUGUUGGAGAAAGGAGGGAGGGUCCGACAGAUGGAGCUGAUCGAUCAUUUCGCAUCUCCUUGUAACGAGCAGCAGAAAGAAGGAGCGGGAUGGGAGCUGCUGAGAGGAAUUGUUGACAGCGUGGGGUUCGUAAAGGUGGAGGACGGGGAGAAAUUUGUGUGUUUAAACGGAGACGGCAGCAGGGAGUCGGUGAUGCGUCAGGACGCAAACGGCCACGUUAACGCAGAGUGCAACGGGAACAUCCAAGCAGUGCAGGACAACAAGCAGGUGAAUGGAAACCCUGAUGAUGACGGAGGACAAACAGGAGCCCGUCCAGACAAUGACAAGCAGUCAAAUGGUAACAACCAAUCUGUGGCCCAGUCCCAGAGUAACGCUGAUUCACGAACACCGACCACUGCUGGGGGAGGGGAGGUGAGGCUGAGGGAUUGGAGGAGGAGAGAGUCGGCUCCGACUAUCGGGAUGCCGGACCUGGAUCCGGCCCAUCCUGGUGGCUCCCACAGCCAUGCGGUGAGAGGAGCGCGCAGAGUGUCCAAAGGAUCCCAGCGGGCCGCGCUGAUCAGCUGCCUGUCUGAAGACAGCGCGCUGGAGGGGCUGGAGUCUGUGGGGGAAAUACAAACACCGAAAGGAAGCCGCAGGAACUUCAUAGAGCUGAUGAUGAGCAGUUCUCCUCAGGUUCGCAGGUCUCUAAUCAACCGCGGGUCACGCAAACGAGACUCGGUGAGGAGCGACGGCGACUCCUCGUCCGUCCUCUCUUCUGCCACAGACGACGAAAGCUCCUCCGUAACUCUAGACCCUCUGGAGCACGAGUGGAUGCUCUGCUCCUCAGAGGGGCUGUGGGAGAGCUUGCAGGCCCUGCUGGCUGUCGAACCGAGUCUGGUGGCCAAAAGAGACUUCGUGACCGGCUUCACCUGCCUCCACUGGGCCGCCAAGCAGGGCAAGCCUGAGCUGCUCGCCCAGCUGCUGGCCUUUGCCAGGGAGAACACGAUCCCCGUCAAUGUGAACGCCAGAUCGAGCGCUGGGUACACGCCCCUACACCUGGCCGCCAUGCAUGGACACACUCAGGUGUUCCGUGCGCUGCUCUCAGACUGGGAAGCAGAUCCAGAAGCGCGGGAUUACAGCGGGAGGCGAGCCCUCCAGUACCUGUCGCCGCACCUGGCCACCGAGCUGGAAAGGCAGGGGGUGGUCUCCUCCCCCGGAGCCGAGUCGGACGUCGAAAACGGCAACGGCGGCAGCAGCAGGACGCGCGGCUGGAGGUUCCCCAAAGUCCUUCAGGGAAACCUGAAAUCCCUGCGGCUGCUGACCUCACCAACAGAGUCGUCGGAGGAAUCGCCCGAGAAAACCAAGGGGGGCCUGCAGAGGAAGUCGUCCCUCGGCCGGCUGAACGCUCGGCUGCAUCGAGGGCGCCACCGAGCACAGAUCAUCCACAGCGCCUCGUUCAGGGACAGCGGGGAGGUGGGGAGAGACGAGGAGCUACCUAGGAGUCCUCUGAGAACCAGACCUCUGUCUAACCUGUUUGGAUAAAGUCCUACCAGCAACACAAACAGAGUUGGACAUAUAUUUAUAAUUUAGACGCAUAUUUCCCAUCCGACAGAUCAGAUCGCAACAUAUUACGACUCCGAGCAUUUUUGUAUAUAAUGUAGAAGUGAAGAGAAAUACCAGCAUGGAGUUUGAUCCUCAUGCAGUGGUUUUUGUUAAGCACAGAGAACAUUUACAAUUUUUUUUGUUUCUGACUAAAACAGUUUCAUGUUCCUUUGUUUUUAAGGACUUUUCAGAACCAAACCUUUUACAAACAGAACAUUUUAUACUGAAAUGAUUUUCCAAUAAUAGUUCCAAAUUCUAAUAAAAACCUCCGCCAUAGUGUCCAAAAAUCCACCUCUCUGGUUGGAUAAUAUUUGUAGGCUGGAGUUUCUCCGUUUCACCGGAUGGUGCUCAUAUUUCCUGUACGUCUCUGUAAUGUUUUUAACGUAGCAAAUUUUAAAAAUUCAAACCAAUCAGCCUUUUACAGUCACCUUUUUUGCACUCGUCACUUUGAAGUUUUUUUUAGGACAAGCUGAAAUGACGUGAUGUUUCUGGUUUCAUGUUUUCGUUUAAACGAUACCUUCGUUCCACCGACAGACUAAAAACUGCACAACUGAUUAUGUAGCUUUUCCACGUUUUUUUCCAUCACUUUAAGUUUACCAGAGUAAUAAUAGUUUACACCAAAUAAAAUGGCAAGCAGAGAUUAACCUUUUCUUUUUAUUUUUCCUGUUGGCACACAGAGCUGCUGUAACCUUGUCUCCUGAUGAUGAUGAUGCAACACAUUCACUGAUUUUUAUUGUUUCACUUUUGUGUGCUAAUGGUUAUUUUAAGUUUCUUCUUAGGUGCUAUAAAUGGUCACUCUCCACACACUUUUGGGGACCUUAAGUUCUUUACAUGUCAGCACUUUUCUUCCAGAAAUGUAUUAUUCUCCUAUUAUGGAACCUGCUGGUAGUUUAAUGCUGGACGUUUUCUGAGGUUCAGAUGAUUCCAACUAUCCAGCUGAUCAUAGAUCAAUAACAGGCAGAACGAACCAGAGACUUCAUGCUCUCCUCAGAUUUAUACAAUCGUUUGUAUAUUGUAUCUUGUGUAUUUAUUUGCUGUAUAUUGAUGUAAGUAGAACUCAGAAGACCUCCUGAUUGGUUUCCCAUAUAUGUGAACCUGAAUGGCUCAGUGAUGCAACCCAGAUUUCUUAAAUGUUAUUCCUGUGUUUUGUAGCAUUUGAACUUAAAUCAUAGGAAAAUGCAUUCUUGUUUUUUUUUUUUUUUUUUUUU